Molecule: messenger RNA, 1779 nt
Organism: Triticum turgidum subsp. durum (durum wheat)
Lineage: Eukaryota; Viridiplantae; Streptophyta; Magnoliopsida; Poales; Poaceae
Source: the annotation of a GenBank genome assembly
AUGAUGAGUCGCCAACAGCAGCAUGAACCUCUUAGGACUUCAGCUAAUGGAGCCCCCCACCGGAAGCUUGAUAGGGAGGGUAGUGGAAGGCAUGAUAGUAAAUCACACCUGAUGAGAUCUUCAUCUGGUGGUUUUACCAGUGCAGAGAAUGGAGGCAAACUAGGUCAUGCAAACCCUUCACGGGAUCGACUAGUCUAUGUUAUGACACAAAUUAUUGGGCAUCAUGUGGACGUGCAUGUCAAAAAUGGAUCUGUUAUCUCUGGAAUCUUCCACGCAACAAACACCGAUAAAGACUUCGGAAUUAUCUUAAAAAUGGCACAGCCGAUAAAGGAUACUUCUGUGGGAGGACAAACUAAUCCCACUGAUGUUGUAAGAAAGCUGGAGACUAUGAUAAUACCAGCACGGGAGCUUGUUCAAGUUUUUGCCAAGGACGUAACACUAGGCGGUGAUGAACUGCCAAAAGGUCCUGUCCAUGACAAAAGGAAAGACUUGAUGAUAGAUUCUGCCAUCUCUCGUUCUCAUUUCCCUGAAGAGAGGGAGCUUGAACGCUGGGCACCAGAUGGAGGGGAUUCAGACUGCAUCGAAUUGGAAAAAUUUGACAGAAAGGGGCAUAGGAGCUGGGACCAGUUCGAGACAAAUGCAGCUUUGUUUGGGGUAAAGAGUACUUUCAAUGAAGAUCUUUAUACCACAAAGCUUGAGCGAGGUCCUCAUAUGAGAGAGCUUGAAAAGCAUGCUUCAAGGAUAGCCCGAGAAAUAGAGGGUGAAGAUACAGAAGAUCUUCAUCUUGCCGAGGAAAGAGGUUUAUACUUGGAUGAAGAUUUGGAGCAUGAUGAAGAGAUCAAAUAUUCUGCAGUUUGGAGGGAUACUGAUACCACAGUUAAACCCUUUACGAAUGUCUCAAGCAGGCCAGGCAGCAUGGAUACUAAAGAUUUGCCAGUGUGUUCAUCAACAGUGGAUGACAAAUCAUCUUCCCAUAUAUUUGGUGGUACUCAUUUAUCUGCCACUGCUGCAACUGGAGAGCUAGCAUCUGAAUACCAGUCAAACAAGCUUUUGCCUGCUGAUGCUAACAGGUUGGAUGGCAAGAGAAGUAAAGAUAGUAGCGGUGGCAAAGACAACAGGAUCUUGCAACCUGAGAAUACUUUACCUGAAGGGGUUAGGCCGCUGAUUUCUGAAGAUUUGGAAGGAACACCUUCAAGGUCGCGUGCAUCUGAGCCUUCAUCUUCUGGCCAAGGGAACAAGUCAUCAGAUGGUUUGGCACCAGAUUCGACUCUACCCAGCAAACUUCCUUCUGCGCCUGAAUAUGCGAAUUCCUCUCAAAGACCUGGCAGUUCUACACCAUUAACACCCGAGCGUGUUGCUGCAAACUCAGCUGCGAGUGCUGCUCCAGGCUUAUCACCAAGUUCUUCGAUGGGAUCUCUUAGCUCAGACAAAUCAAGUUUGAAUCCAAACGCUAAGGAAUUCAAAUUGAACCCUAAUGCUAAGAGUUUCACUCCCUUGACUUCUCCGAGGCCACCUCAUCCUCCAGCGCCUGAUGCAACAUACUAUUAUCCUAAUAACAUGGGAGCUACUCCUGGACCUGGUUUACCAGUUGGCAUGGGGUUCCCACAGGCGUAUGGUGGCCAGCCUGUUGUUUACAAUGCUCCGCCUGGAUCUUCUCCCCAGGGUUACAUGCAUCCUUCUGGGCAACAGUAUGGGCAGCAAAUGAUGAUGGGGCAGACCCGCCCUGUCUAUUAUUAUCCACCUGAGAUGCAGCAACAAUACAGAGGAAGGAACUUCUAG